This is a messenger RNA of Raphanus sativus (radish), 963 nucleotides long. RefSeq names its product kunitz trypsin inhibitor 2-like. Lineage: Eukaryota; Viridiplantae; Streptophyta; Magnoliopsida; Brassicales; Brassicaceae. The coding region runs from base 78 to 743 and encodes 221 amino acids. The transcript has a single exon. Gene Ontology annotation, molecular function: endopeptidase inhibitor activity. The record is from RefSeq and is a predicted model, not a curated record.
UGUUGCUCUCCACAACUUAAACUCACUCAAAAUCCUAAAACACACACAAAACAAAAUAAAACAAAAACAAAAAAAAUAUGAAGAAGCCUUCGGUGACCUCUUUUCUCAUUACUCUCCUCUUGUCUGCAGCUGUCUGCGCCCACGGCACUACAGAAUCCAACGGAAAUCCAGUUAAGGUCGGGGAAAAAUACUUCAUGCAGCCGGUUAAGACAGAGCAUAACAAUGGAGGCGGUCUUGUUCCAGCCGCCACUAACAUACUUCCGUCUUGUCCACUUGGCAUCACCCAAACACGUCUUCCGUACCAACAGGGCAUUCCCGUUACCUUCCGAUAUACAGAAACUAUCGACAGAGACUUCAUUACCACAAACACCUCUAUAAACAUCGAGUUCAGGUCCGACAUCUGGCCAGUCUGCAACGAGUUCUCCAAGUUAUGGGCAGUCGAUGACUCCUCAUCUGCCAAGGAGUCUGCCAUUAUCAUCGGUGGUAAACACAAGAGCCCAAAUAGCGCGUUUAAGAUACAGAAUGUUACUGUAGAAGAACACACUUAUAAGUUGACCACCUCGUACGGAACCGUUGGAACUACCCCAGGGGCUUGGUUAAGUGCACCGCAGCUACUUGUCACCAAUGAUGAGUCUAAGACCUUAGUCGUCAAGUUCGUGAAGGCUGAUGAUGCUAAUAAGGCUACUACUAGUGCUACUUCUCGUGUUGAAAAGUUAGGUCUAAGGAUGUUCCCAUUCUACUAGUCAAGAUCAAGAUCAUGAAAAAAAUCUUGAGACUCGUCCAUGGCCAUGAUUAAAUGGGUUGAGAUAUAAUACCCGCAUGUAUAUAUGUGAACUCGUCUUUACUUUCAUAAAAAAAAAUCAUAUGAAUUUGUGUGUUUUCAACGCUUUAUGUAAAUAUACCCGCACGUAUGUAUAUGAACUAGUCUUUACUUUCAUAAUAAAUCAAAUAAGUUUGUGUGUU